Oryza sativa Japonica Group (Japanese rice) is the source of this 2099-nucleotide messenger RNA. RefSeq names its product probable trehalose-phosphate phosphatase 2. Lineage: Eukaryota; Viridiplantae; Streptophyta; Magnoliopsida; Poales; Poaceae. Gene Ontology annotation, molecular function: trehalose-phosphatase activity. Gene Ontology annotation, biological process: trehalose biosynthetic process. The record is from RefSeq and is a predicted model, not a curated record.
AGAGAGAAACAAGAGAGAGAGUCGCCGCCUAUUAAUACACGCGCUCCGCCAUCUUCUCUCCUCUCCCCUCUCACUCCUCCCAAAUCCCCUCCAUUGCCUUCCUCGCUUCGCAUCGCCGCUCCCGCCGCCGCCGUCGGGCUGCUCGCCGGCAUUGGGUGUUGGUUGUGACCGUAUACAAUUAUUGUUUUUGGAGCUGAGCGAUCAGAUGCAUGAGCCUUCCUUUUAAAUGAUCUGUGUCCACCAUGGCGAUGAACCAGUAGGAACCUGAGCAAAUGCAGGAACUUCCCGCUUAAUGGGCUGGAUGCGUUGUAUGCACGUUUGCAGUGACAAGAAGACAUUGAAACGUUGGUUUUUUAUUGACAAGAGGGUUGGUUGAGUGUCUAACUCUUAAGGAAUCCUAUAGUCUACUUGCUUGCUCUUGUGUUGUUAGUAACUGUUCUUACAACAACUCUGCGGAGAGUUCUGUUGAUGGAUUUGAAGACAAGCAACUCUCCUGUUAUUGCUGAUCCUCUCCCUAAAUUAGCCUUGCCAUCUGCUGUGAUGACGUACACUACACCUACGAGUUUCCCCUCUACCGGGCUGUACUUGAACACUCCGAAAAAGAAGCCUCUGCCUGGAAAGAUCGAAGAAGUCCGCGCCGCUGGAUGGCUUGAUCUCAUGCUGGCCUCCUCGCCACCUCGCAAGAGGCAGACUAAGGACUUUGCCAAUGAUGUUCAAGCUGACGAGCUUGAUUUGCUAUACCGUAAUUGGGUGGUGAACCAUCCAUCUGCUUUAACAUCAUUUGAGGAUAUUGUUAAUCUUGCCAGAGGUAAAAGAUUGGCACUGUUCCUUGAUUAUGAUGGAACUCUUUCACCGAUUGUGGACAAUCCUGAAAAUGCAGUAAUGUCUGACGAGAUGCGCUCUGCUGUGAAGCAUGUGGCAUCACUUUUUCCCACUGCGAUCAUUAGUGGAAGAUCUCGUGAUAAGGUUUUUGACUUUGUGAAACUAACUGAACUGUAUUACGCUGGAAGUCAUGGAAUGGAUAUCAUGGGGCCUGUUAGGAAGUCUGAUUCGAGUGGUCAGCAUGUGGAAUGUAUCAGGUCCACUGAUUCAGAGGGUAAAGAGGUCAACCUCUUCCAACCUGCAAGUGAGUUUUUACCUAUGAUUAGCGAGGUGUACAAAAAGCUCAGUGAAAGUAUUAAGGACAUUGAUGGUGCAAGGAUGGAAGAUAACAAAUUCUGUGUGUCCGUUCAUUACCGCAAUGUAGCACCACAUGACUACGGAGAAGUUCAUCAACGUGUGACUGCCGUCCUGAAGAAUUACCCUUGUCUAAGGCUUACCCAUGGGAGAAAGGUUCUUGAGGUUCGACCUGUGAUAGACUGGAACAAGGGGAAAGCUGUGGAAUUUUUGCUGGAGUCACUUGGACUAUGUGGGAAAGAAGAUGUUCUUCCUAUCUAUGUUGGAGAUGACAAGACUGAUGAGGAUGCAUUCAAGGUUCUGAAGGCAAACAGCAUUGGCUUUGGAAUUUUGGUGUCAUCUGUGCCCAAGGAUACUGAUGCUUUCUAUUCCGUACGGGACCCAGCUGAGGUGAUGGAAUUCCUGAAGAAACUGGCAUCUUGGAAGGAGGAAUCCACUUAAGCAGAAGGGAGGAACAUAACAGAAUCGUUUUUUGAGGAUAUGGAGAAGUACCAACUAUAAAUACGAGCAAAAUAUACACUGCUAACAAAUAAGUCUGGCCAAAAUGUUUUUGAUUUGGCAUCCUAUUAUAUAAGAGGCUCCCUAAACCACCCUUUUUUGGUCUCACUUUCAUCUUAUGUUUCUGGGAUUCUGAGACAUUUCAUUCUUUUAUUAGUUCUGUUCCUUUAGUAUAUAUAAAAUAUAUACACAUGUAUGCUGAAAAAUUUUGGUUCCUGUCCCUGUCGUCUUAGGCAAUUAUUUAUUCUACCGGCAAGUUGUAAACAACUGGUUGUUCAUUUGUUCUUUAGUGUGCUGCAACGUUUUGUAGCUGUUAUUCCAGUGUGCCCUUCUAAAAGUCAACUUGUGUGCAUUGGCCCUGCAAACUACUGUAAUUAGAACGAUAAUUGAUGCAACCAAUUGUAUAUUUGCCUGAGGCUGUGGAA